This is a messenger RNA of Drosophila elegans, 4714 nucleotides long. It is a transcript of the gene DNApol-alpha180, whose product is annotated as DNA polymerase alpha catalytic subunit. Gene Ontology annotation, biological process: mitotic DNA replication initiation; DNA replication; leading strand elongation. The transcript has 6 exons. NCBI's taxonomy places the organism in Eukaryota, Metazoa, Arthropoda, Insecta, Diptera, Drosophilidae. Gene Ontology annotation, molecular function: single-stranded DNA binding; chromatin binding; DNA-directed DNA polymerase activity. The record is from RefSeq and is a predicted model, not a curated record. Gene Ontology annotation, cellular component: alpha DNA polymerase:primase complex. Bases 98 to 4561 code for a protein of 1487 amino acids.
CCCGCCAUUGGCGCUUCAAUCAGUCUCCAGCCCUGGACAUAAAUGAAAAGAAUCUGCAGCACAACAAAGGGAAAUUAAUCAGCGUUAUCCAGUUCCAAUGUCCGAAUCACCUUCUGGUCCCCGCUCCAAGCGCCAAAAAAUAGACAAAAAUGGUCGGUUCGCGGCAAUGGAGCGCCUUCGCCAGCUGAAGGGGACCAAGAACAAAUGCCAGGUGGAAGACCAUGUGGACGAUGUUUACGAUGUAGUGGAUGAGCGGGAGUACGCCAAGCGGGCGCAGGAGAAGUACGGCGACGAUUGGAUCGAGGAGGAUGGCACUGGCUAUGCAGAAGAUCAUCGGGAUUUCUUUGAGGAUGAAGAUGAGUUCUCCGAUAAUGAAGAGGAACCAAAGGAUAGAACAAAGAAGAAGGGCGUGGCACCCAACAGCAAAAAAAGACCACGGGAAGCUGAAAAACCUGCCAAAGGAAAAGCCUCUAUCAAGAAUCUCUUUAGCACUGCUGUGCCCAAAAAGCCAGACAUCAAAAACAGUGUGAAAGAUGAUGAUAUCCUGGCUGAUAUUUUGGGAGAAAUGAAAGAAGAGCCUGCAGAGACGACUGGAAAAGUGGAGAAUGUUAUAGCGCCGGCGAAAAUAGCAGUUGCCUCGCGAAAAUCCGACGCCGCCGCUGCUAAGGAAUACAUGAACAGUUUCCUUAAAAACAUCAAAGUUCAGGAGCAGGAGCGCAAGAAGGCGGAGGCUAGUAGUGAUAACGAGAUGCUGGAGCGUAUUUUGAAACCCAAGGCAGCAGUACCGAACACAAAGGUGGCCUUUUUCUCCACUCCCUCAAUCAAAAAGGAACCACUGCCCGAAACAAACCCAGUCAAUGAAGGACCGAAAGAUCCUUUUUCCGAUAAUAUGGAUUUCAGUUGCCUGGAUGACGACGAAAACCAGUUCGAUGUCGAGAAGGAGCAGCCUAAGGAGGAGAUUUUCCAAACAAAAACAGAAGGGAAGGAGACAUACCAAGCUAAAGUCGCCGAAAAAGUAACUCCCAAAGCGGAGCUAAUUGGAUCUCCAAAGGAAAGUGAACCCGAAGAAAUUAGCAAGCUUCUAAACAACUGGGAGUCCAUCUGUCAGAUGGACGAUGACUUUGAGAAGUCCGUGCUCACUGCAGAUCAGGAAUCGCCAAUCUCUUCCGAUGAACAGCUGCGCUUCUGGUACUGGGAGGCCUGGGAGGAUCCAAUUAAGCUGCCCGGCGAGGUCUUCCUCUUCGGCCGCACCGCUGACGGAAAGUCUGUCUGUGUGCGUGUGCAGAAUAUCAACCGAGUGCUCUACCUUCUACCCCGUCAAUAUCUGUUGGACCCCAUUUCAAAGGAGCCGACCAAGCAGAAGGUUACUGUGGCUGAUAUCUACAAGGAGUUUGACAGCGAGGUGGCCAGCGAACUUAAGUUGGAAUCUUUUCGAUCCCGCAAGGUCAGCAAGAGUUUCGCCCACCACGCCAUCGGUAUUGAAGUGCCCCAAACUUGCGAUUACUUGGAGGUUCACUACGAUGGUAAGAAACCACCUCCCAAUGUGUCGGCUAGCAAAAAGUACAACUCCAUAGCUCAUAUUUUCGGCUCCACCACCAAUGCAUUGGAGCGCUUUCUGCUCGAACGCAAAAUCAAGGGUCCUUGCUGGCUGCAGGUUAGUGGAUUUAAGGUGAGCCCAGCUCCCAUGAGUUGGUGUAAAACGGAGGUAACCUUGUCAGAACCCAAGAAUGUGGAAUUAUUGCAAGAUAAGGGCAAACCGGCACCACCACCUCCUCUUACUCUUCUCGCACUUAAUGUCCGUACUUCGAUGAAUCCCAAAACAUCAAGAAAUGAAAUAUGCAUGAUUUCCAUGCUGACCCACAAUCGUUUCCAUAUCGAUCGUCCUGCUCCACAGCCCGCUUUCAAUCGUCAUAUGUGUGCUCUAACCCGCCCAGCGGUUGUUAGUUGGCCUUUGGAUUUGAAUUCCGAGGUAACUAAAUAUAAAUCCACCAAAAUAUACAAGCACGAUUCAGAGAGAGCCCUCUUAAGUUGGUUUUUGGCUCAGUACCAACAAAUAGAUGCGGAUCUUAUAGUAACCUUUGAUGCAAUGGAUUGCCAACUGAAUGUUAUUACCGACCAAAUUAUGGCUUUGAAAAUACCCCAAUGGUCAAGAAUGGGUCGCCUUAGGAUGACGCAAUCGUUUGGCAAGCGUUUACUGGACCACUUUGUGGGCAGAAUUGUCUGUGAUGUAAAGCGUUCCGCGGAGGAGUGUAUAAGAGCCAGAUCCUAUGAUCUUCAAACGUUAUGCAAGCAAGUUCUGAAGUUAAACGAAUCCGAGAGAAUGGACGUGAAUGCCGAUGAUCUUCUAGAGAUGUACGAAAAAGGAGAGAGCAUCACCAAGCUUGUAUCCCUCACAAUGCAGGACAAUUCCUAUUUACUAAGGCUGAUGUGCGAGCUUAACAUCAUGCCGUUGGCCAUGCAAAUCACCAAUAUUUGUGGCAACACGAUGACAAGGACUCUUCAAGGAGGUCGUUCCGAACGGAAUGAGUUCUUGCUGCUGCAUGCUUUUCAUGAGAAGAACUAUAUAGUGCCGGAUAAGAAGCCGCAAUCAAAACGUGGUGGAGCUGGAGAUCCGGAGGCUACACUUCUUGGUGCAGAUGCCACUUUGGGUGCAAAAAAAAAAGCGGCUUAUGCUGGCGGCUUGGUUUUGGAACCAAUGAGAGGUCUCUAUGAAAAGUUUGUUUUGCUUAUGGACUUCAACUCCCUGUAUCCAAGUAUAAUUCAAGAGUACAACAUUUGCUUCACCACUGUUCAACAGCCCGUUGAUAUGGAUGAGUUGCCCACUCUGCCUAAUUCCAAAACUGAAGCUGGAAUCUUACCCCUACAACUAAAACGUUUGGUCGAGUCGCGAAAGGAGGUUAAAAAGCUAAUGGCAACGCCCGAUCUCUCGCCGGAACUUCAGAUGCAGUACCAUAUUCGACAGAUGGCUCUGAAACUCACAGCCAACUCCAUGUAUGGUUGCUUGGGCUUUGCACAUUCCCGAUUUUAUGCCCAGCAUUUGGCUGCUUUGGUUACCCACAAGGGCAGAGAAAUCCUCACAAACACCCAACAAUUAGUCCAAAAGUUGAAUUACGACGUGGUUUACGGUGACACAGAUUCCCUGAUGAUUAAUACCAAUAUAACAGACUACGAUCAGGUCUUCAAAAUUGGUCACAGCAUCAAGCAAAGUGUGAAUAAAUUGUACAAGCAGCUAGAGCUGGACAUUGAUGGAGUCUUUGCCUGUCUGCUGUUGCUUAAGAAGAAGAAAUAUGCUGCUGUUAAGUUAAGCAAGGAUUCCAAGGGUAAUUUGAAGCGGGAACAGGAACACAAGGGCCUCGAUAUAGUUCGACGAGAUUGGUCUCAACUGGCUGUGAUGGUGGGAAAAGCUGUUCUCGAUGAAGUGCUGUCUGAAAAACAGCUGGAAGAAAAAUUAGAUGCAGUGCAUGCCCAACUGGAAAAGAUCAAAAAUCAAAUUAGGGAGGGUGCAGUACCUCUGCCACUUUUUGUAAUCACCAAGCAGCUUACUCGGGCACCCCAGGAAUACGCCAACAGUGCUUCGCUACCGCAUGUCCAGGUGGCUCUUCGUAUGAAUCGAGAGCGCAACAGACGGUACAAGAAGGGUGACAUGGUUGACUAUGUAAUCUGCUUGGAUGGGUCCACAAACGCUGCCAUGCAGCGAGCCUACCAUUUGGAUGAGCUUAAGAGCAGUGAGGAUAAAAAGCUCCAGCUGGACAUGAACUACUACCUUGGACAUCAGAUACACCCGGUAGUCACGCGGAUGGUAGAGGUGCUUGAAGGAACCGAUGCGAGUCGCAUCGCCGAAUGCCUUGGCAUGGAUCCCACCAAGUUCCGACAAAAUGCACAGCGAGCCCAGCGUGAGAUCACCGAACAGUCGGAAGGCGAGUCUCUCCUUAAAACAACUCUCCAGUUGUACCGCCUCUGCGAACCUUUCCGAUUCCAGUGCGUUGCCUGCAAGACGGAGCAGCUGAUGGCCAGUGCCUAUCGCCCGGGACCCAACAGCUCGCACAUCUCUGUGCUUCAGCAAUGCGCGAAUUCCGAGUGCCAAACCGCACCGGUCCAGUACCUGGCCAGUAUCCGUAAUCAGCUACAACUUUCCAUACGGCGGCACGUGCAGCGGUUCUACAAAAAUUGGCUGGUCUGCGAUCACCCCGAUUGCAACUACAACACACGUACCCAUACGCUGACGAAGGAGAUGCGUCGCCCACUCUGCCACAAGUGCCGUAGUGGUAGCUUGUUACGGCAGUAUACGGAGCGGGACUUGUACAAUCAGCUCUGCUACCUGCGCUUCAUCUUCGACCUCGGCAAACAGCAGUUACAGCAAAAACCCACCCUAACGCCGGAGCUUGAGCAGGCCUACCAGCUCCUUUACGAAACAGUAGAUCAACAACUUCAGAGCUCUUCCUAUGUGAUCAUUUCGCUAAGAAAACUCUUUGGCCGGACCCUCGCCUUGAUGUCCUUGCAACCGCCCAAACCAACGCCCCACAACGAUUUGAUCGCAAGUUCUUUGGCAGAUGUCGUCUAAGGGUUUAAUUAAACAUCAUUUGUUAUAAGUUCCAUUAAGAAAACAACAAAACAUAUGGACAUUUCCAGGAAAAAGUCAACCAAGCCCCAAAAACUAAACGUUGAGAAAAAUUUUGUUUUGUAAAUACAAUAUUAAAGAAAAACUCAAAUUUUA